AGUGUCAGCAGGAGCAGGAGCAGGACGAGCAGACGAAAUGGCGAGCUCUCUUUACGCAGAGGACUUGAACUGUCCCGUGUGUUUGUGCAUCUUCACGGAGCCGGUCACUCUCACGUGCGGACACUCGUUCUGCCGCAGUUGCAUCACCGCACUCCCCUCUGCGCAGUGUCCGCAGUGUCGGGCUGUUUUACCGGCUAAAGGUGAAGCGGAGCGCCUCGUAACCAACCACAUCCUCAAGAGCCUGUCCGAGAAGGCCAAAGAGCAGCCGCUUCAGGCGAAGGAGGACCAGCUGCUUUGUCUGGAGCACGAUGAGAAGCUGAAGCUGUUCUGUGUCACAGACCAGAGAUUGGCCUGUAUCAUCUGCAGAGACGGAGAGGAGCACGACGGACACAAGUUUAAACCAAUCAAAGAGGCCGCUGCGGCACUGAGGCGGGGUCUGGACCCGGGCUUAGCCAACAUGGCGUCUGACAUCGAGGAGAUCCAAAACCUUAGAGAAGCGCAGAGCCUAGAGAGGAGCAAAGCCAAAGAACUGUCUGGAAAACUGCAGAGCCAAAUCCAACAACAGUUUGAGGUGCUCCAUCAGCACCUGAGGAAGAGGGAGGAGCAGGUCAUAGCUGAUCUGAAGACCAAAGAGGAGGAGGCACUUCAGAAGAUGAGCCACAGUCUGAGCUCCAUGGACUCGGCUCUGGCCCAGUGCACAGAGCAGAGGGACAGCUGGCAACAGCUCCUACAGGUCACAGACCCGGAGAUGUUCCUCAAAUGCUGGACUGAACAGAGCAGUGCUACCCUACAGUACAAAAAGCAGUCCAAGGGCCUGUCUGUGGUCCAGAGUCCUGCGUUUCAGAGCCCAUUCCAGAGUCACCUACAGUUCUUCAUGUGGAAGGAGCUACUGCAGGUGGUGGAACCGAGGCCGAUUCUUCUCACGCUACAAGAUGACAGCUCCACUGUGCCUAAGAACAACGAUAAAUAUUACCACUUCCACGGGUCUCAGAGCCCCCAAACCUUUCAAUUGUUCAGCACCAGUGAGUUCUCCUCUGGGCAGCACUACUGGGAGGUGGAGGUGGAGCUGAGGAGCUUCUGGCGUGUGGGUGUCAGAGAUUACUUCCUCGAAUAUGAAAAUCAGAAGUAUUUUUCCUGUAAACCAAACAAGAGUGUGCCAGUUUCCUUCAGCGGCGUGCUCAGGAGCCUGGGGGUCUACCUGGACUGCUCCUCUCUGAGUCUGUCCUUCUACAACGCUGAGUCCAUGGUAAAGAUCGUCUCACUGGACUGUACAGGCCUGUGCCUCCCUGUGUCUGCGUAUUUUAACGUCCAGAAGAGGAAGCCAGACACCAGCCACAUCACUAUCUGUCGCUACUGAAGCCUAAACUGCAUAUAUAAAUGGACGUAGCAAACACGGUAAACGCUGCGUUAAAAACACUCCUUUCAUCACUUUGUUUAUACAGUCUAUACUGAACACAAAAACAUCACCAAGAGUUUAAAGUGGGACUAAAGCCUGGGAGGGAGAAGGAGGGGCGGGGUCUGGGGGACUAAAGGGGAGAGUGGGGGGGUUUGUAAUCAGAAACACCUGGCUGUAAUCUGUGUAAUGUCAUAUAGUACAUGAAACUGCAGAGGCCGCUGUAGGCACCACACACUCUAAUUUGAGUGUGCAAAUUGACCUAGUUUGCACUGAAAUUGUCCAAAACAUGACUAAGAACCGUACAUAAUGCUAUUCAAAAAAGCAUUUACACAGUUUAGGAGUAAUAUAUGUCUUUAGUGCUUAGUUCCACUUUAAAAUAAUUCUGAAUAAUCAUCUUGAGUUGAGCUGUUUGUCGUGAAUGCCUUUGCUACAGCUUCUUUACAUUUUUGCUAGCAUUAGCAUUAGCCAACAGUUUUUCAGUUUUUCAGUGAGUCACUCUAACCUUUUUGUUGAAAAUCAAACUCAUAGUAACUGCUGAACAUUCCUAGAUAGACAUAUAUGCAGAACCCCCUAGCACUGGGAGGGUUGAGCGAUCAGAUCCACUGACCCACAGGUUGGUGGUGCAAUUCCAGCUUCUACAGAUGAAUACUGCCUUUGUGUCCUUGGGCAAAACACUCAACCCCUCGCCCCCAGUGUCUGUGAAUGGGGGAGUGGUUCCUUGAUGUAAAACGCUUUGAACGUGGAAAAGCACAAUGUAAAAAUUACCUGUUCCAUGGUUUUUGUUUGAGAAUUGUUAUGGAAAGUUUGAUAUUCAAGGCCUCGUUUGUAAAUACAUUGUAAUUGUAUCUAGUCAUUAUAAUGUGAACGCUUUUGUUUUUGCAGUUUGGAGCGUGGUGUUUGUGAUGAUGGUAAAGGGGUAAAUGCUUAAGAGCAGAUUAUGGGCGUAUAAUGUAAGUUUCCAGCCCUUCUAUUACGUAAUUGCAUGUUUGGUCCACUGGAGGGCGGUGUUGUUCUGUUCAGUGUUUGGGUGCUCUGUGUAAAUGUGGCUCUUUAUCUGAUGAAUAAACUGCUUCAUUAAAUAUU
Molecule: messenger RNA, 2479 nt
Organism: Periophthalmus magnuspinnatus
Lineage: Eukaryota; Metazoa; Chordata; Actinopteri; Gobiiformes; Gobiidae
Gene: trim108
Product: tripartite motif containing 108
Exons: 3
Coding region: 38-1357 (439 amino acids)
Molecular function (GO): zinc ion binding
Source: RefSeq, a predicted model, not a curated record